Molecule: messenger RNA, 2063 nt
Organism: Ziziphus jujuba (common jujube)
Lineage: Eukaryota; Viridiplantae; Streptophyta; Magnoliopsida; Rosales; Rhamnaceae
Product: laccase-17-like
Exons: 6
Coding region: 79-1833 (584 amino acids)
Biological process (GO): lignin catabolic process
Cellular component (GO): apoplast
Molecular function (GO): hydroquinone:oxygen oxidoreductase activity; copper ion binding
Source: RefSeq, a predicted model, not a curated record
UCAUCAUCCAAAAAGAGAACUUCUAUAGUUUCCAGGAAAAUAUCAAUUUCAUUCAAGUUCUACAGAGAAAAAACUGAGAUGGGUUCCAGAAUUCUUUCAUCACCAGCCUUCUUCAAGUCUAUCAUCCUUGUUCUAUUUUGUUCACUGUAUUGGACAAACCCAGAGGUUGAAGCAGCAAAGCAUUCAGGAAUUACCAGGCACUACAAGUUCAAUAUUAAGUUACAAAAUGUGACGAGAUUGUGCCAAACAAAGAGCAUUGUGACUGUUAAUGGAAAAUUUCCAGGGCCAAGAAUCAUAGCAAGAGAAGGUGACCGGCUCUUAAUUAAAGUGGUCAACCAAGUACAAAACAAUAUCACCCUCCAUUGGCAUGGAAUUAGGCAACUUAGAAGUGGGUGGGCAGAUGGACCUGCUUAUAUCACACAGUGCCCAAUUCAGACAGGACAGAGCUAUGUCUACAACUAUACAAUUACUGGCCAAAGAGGCACAUUGUUUUGGCAUGCCCACAUUUCAUGGCUCAGAGCAACUCUCUAUGGACCUAUUGUCAUCCUCCCAAAGAAACGUGUUCCUUAUCCAUUUCCUCAACCAUUCAAAGAAGUUCUAAUCAUUUUUGGUGAAUGGUGGAAAGCAGAUACAGAGACUGUCAUCAACCAGGCCAUGCAAACAGGGUCAGCACCAAAUGUUUCCGAUGCCUAUACCAUUAAUGGUCUUCCUGGACCUUUGUAUAAUUGCUCAGCCAAAGAUACAUUCAAGCUCAAGGUAAAGGCAGGUAAAACUUAUCUCCUCCGUUUGAUCAAUGCCGCACUGAACGACGAGCUCUUCUUCAGUAUAGCCAAUCACACUCUCACUGUCGUUGAAGCCGACGCGGUCUACGUUAAGCCUUUCAAAACACAAACAGUUCUAAUCACUCCAGGACAGACCACCAAUGUCCUUCUCAAAACCAAAUCUAAAACCCCAAAUGCCACAUUCCUCAUUGCAGCUAGGCCUUAUGUCUCUGGCCCCGCCGCUUUCGACAACUCCACCACCACCGGACUUCUCGAAUACGAGAAAACUUCAGUCACAAGCAACAACAACAAGAAGCUCCCUCUUCUGAAACCAGUGCUACCCAAGCUCAACGACACAUCGUUCUCCUUUAAAUAUAACCAGAAAAUCCGUAGCUUGGCCAAUUCAAAAUUCCCGGCAAAUGUUCCACAAACCGUUGAUAAGAACUUCUUUUUCACAGUUGGGUUGGGAACCACUUCGUGCUUGACGAACCAAAACUGUCCAGGCCCAAACAACACCAGACUUGUGGCGUCCAUUAAUAAUGUGAGCUUUGUCCAGCCCAAUAUAGCUCUUCUUCAGGCCCAUUUCUUGAAACGGUCCAAGGGAGUUUUCACAACGGAUUUUCCCACCAACCCACCGUUCAAAUUUAACUACACAGGCACUCCACCCAACAACACUUUGGUGAGCAAUGGGACUAAAGUGGCGGCUUUGCCAUUCAAUGCUACAGUUGAGUUGGUUUUGCAGGACACUAGCAUUAUUGGGGCAGAGAGCCACCCACUUCACCUCCACGGCUUCAAUUUUUUUGUGGUUGGUAUGGGUUUUGGUAACUUUGAUCCAAAACAGGAUCCAACUAAAUACAAUCUUUUCGAUCCCGCUGAAAGGAACACCAUUGGGGUGCCAUCCGGAGGAUGGGUUGCCUUACGGUUCCGUGCUGACAAUCCAGGUGUUUGGUUCAUGCACUGCCACUUGGAAGUACACACCAGUUGGGGCCUGAAGAUGGCGUGGGUUGUAUUAGAUGGAAAGAAGGCCAAUCAAAAGCUACUUCCUCCACCGUCUGAUCUUCCCAAAUGUUAAAUCCCACAAUUAACCUUCGUGGGUUGCUCUAAUUGUUUUACUAAAAACCAAUUUUCCUUUCACAUAUCUUUGUUACUUUUUUGAUUCUUUCCGGAGUAUCUUUGUGACUGUGAUUGCCGAAAAGAGGGCCACAGAGAAGGAUUUAUAGGUCAUUAGCCCCCAACAAUUGUUGUAGUAUUAUUUACCCACUUUAUCAAAGCAAAAAUAAGUGGGGAUUCAAUUUUGUAUUC